AUGGCAUCCAAUUUAUAUGAUUUAGAUUCAAUCAUCGAUGAAAAGAUUAAUCAAUUAAUAAAAGCAAACUUUGAUAAUAUACAACCGAAUAGAUCAAAAAUAGCUAAAGUAAUCAUUAAAUUUCUUGAUCCAAAAUCAAAAAAGGAUAGAAAAAGUAUUUUAUCAAUAACAAACCCAUCAGGAUCAUCUACAGGUGGAGGAUCAACGGCAGUUUCAGCUGGAGGAUGGUUCACAAGUACUUCUGUUCCAACAAAUCAAAAUCAAAUCCUUGAUGAAUAUACAUGGGAAGUUUGGAAUAUACUGGUAGAAUGUUUCCCUAUCGAAGAUUUACUGAUACAAGAUAAUAAUCAAGGCAAGUCAACAAGUGGAAAUAAUCGUAAAGAUUCAACAUCUAGAUCUACAAGUACUUAUUCAUCCGAUCAAAUAAACAAUCCGAAAAUAAAGCAGUCUAUUCAAAGCUUAGAGGCAAAUUUAAUUGACAUUUAUCAAAUUAUUGAAUUAAAUAUAGAUAAUGUCCCUCCUAUAACUUCAACAGCAAGUAUACCAUAUCCAUAUGCAAUCAUAAUAGAUCAAAACAAACCAGACUCAAUAACGACUACCACUUCUACUACAACUUCAAAUCAAUGGUGGAAUUCUUAA
Scheffersomyces coipomensis is the source of this 639-nucleotide messenger RNA. RefSeq lists its product as uncharacterized. The coding region runs from base 1 to 639 and encodes 212 amino acids. The transcript has a single exon. Lineage: Eukaryota; Fungi; Ascomycota; Pichiomycetes; Serinales; Debaryomycetaceae. The record is from RefSeq and is a predicted model, not a curated record. Gene Ontology annotation, biological process: autophagy.